This is a messenger RNA of Peromyscus californicus insignis, 3850 nucleotides long. Its product is annotated as 60S ribosomal protein L35a-like. The coding region runs from base 1 to 351 and encodes 116 amino acids. The record is from RefSeq and is a predicted model, not a curated record. Lineage: Eukaryota; Metazoa; Chordata; Mammalia; Rodentia; Cricetidae. Gene Ontology annotation, biological process: ribosomal large subunit biogenesis; cytoplasmic translation. Gene Ontology annotation, molecular function: structural constituent of ribosome. The transcript is spliced from 2 exons. Gene Ontology annotation, cellular component: cytosolic large ribosomal subunit; ribosome.
AUGGCGGGGAAAAAAAACCUCACAAAAAUCAUAUGCACUAAACAUCUAGGCUGUGUUUGCAAGGCCAUUUUUGCUGGCUAUAAGGAGGUCUCAGUAACCAAUGAGAGCACAGCUCUUCUUGAAAUUGAAGAUGUGUAUGCCAGAGAUGAAACUGAAUUCUCCUUAGGCAAGAGAGGUACUCCUGGAGGCAAACUCAACAAAACCAGAAUAAUCUGGGGAAAGAUAACUCCGGCCCAUGGGAAAAGUGAUGUGAUUCGUGCCAAAUUCCAAAGCAACCUAUUUGCUAAGACCACUGGAUAUGAGAUCUGUGUGAUGCUGCACUACUCACAGAUAUAUGCUAAUGAAAAGUAAGUAAGUAAAAGUGGAUUUGCAGCCUUCUAAAACUAUUCUACCUGUAAAGAAUGAUUUUAGUAGCCGGGCAUGGUGGUACAUGCCUUUUACCCCAGCACUUGGAAGGCAGAGGCAGAUGAGUUAAUGACCAGCUUGGUCCACAUAGUGAGUCAUAUGCCAGCCGGGAGGCCCUGUCUCAGGGGGGAGGAGGGGAGUGCUGACUGUAAGUUUUUCUUGCUAGAGAUUUUUUAGCCUCGAGACACAACGCUGCUGCUGCUGCUUCUGCUGCUGGAAGUGGAGUGGUCUGGUUCUCUCUGUGUGGAUUUUUAAGAUCUGACUGGGAGCAGGAGCGGUGCUGAGUCAUUCAGGACAGUUUGUUCAGAGAAUUCCCAUGUCAGAAAUCGCCACCACCUAGUAAGUGGCGGGAAAACCACAACUGCAAUAGUUCCGGCCACUGUCAUUUAAAGAGCGCUGAAUACAAGGAGUCUACAACGUUCCUUCUGCCAUUUCCUACAAGGUCACUUCAGGAACGACCUCGGUCUAUCACACUUUAACAAUUAAAUAUGGCUUGCAAAUAUAACACUUAGAGAAAAUAAAACUGUGUUCUUCAUGUACUUAAAUAUCGAGUGCUGUGAGACUGUAUCCAUCUUCAUUCUCUAGUUUUCUUUCUAUAAGAGUUCGAAAAUAUAGCACUUAGAGAGAAAAAAAUGUGUGUACUUCAUGUACUUAAAUAUCGAGUGCUGUGAGACUGUAUCCAUCUUAAUCCUCUAGUUUCCUUUCUACACGAGUUCAAAGACGCCAGAACCAGCACUGAGAAGCUUGGGAAGAUGAGAAGUGUGACAGACACAAUCUUUGCCAAGGCUGACCUAAGGGCGCACAAGGCUUUCCGGAACUGCAGAAAGGAGUCUGUACCCUGGACUUAAGAUGGAAGCGAAGCAAGAUGUCACUGGUUAAAAAAAAAGUGCAUCACAGGAGUCUCUGGAGUAAGACCGGUUCAAAGAAAGAAGAAAGAAGGAAAGACAAGGCUAGCAAAAGGAGGCUAAUGUGAGCCAGCUGCUGGGCAGAAGAGUUGAAAAAAAAAAAGGCGAGGGCAAGCUGACCAAUAAGAAGCAACGGGGGGUACAGCACUGGGAAGGGAAAUACAGGGUAAAACCAACAGCAGCCUCAUCUCCCAAUGAUGUUAACCAAAUUUACCAAAAAAGUCAAGGAAUGUGGACAGAGCUUGGUAAUGCACCCACAUGUCACCAAGGGGCGCCUCGACCCCACUCCAAUACGUCUACUGUUUGCUUUGGAGGUCAUUUCCCUCUUACAUUUGUUCCUGGAGAAAUCUUAUCUAAUAUGACCUGCCUGAUAUUUUCAAUAUGUUUUUAUUGGACGAUUCCAUUCUGAAUCUGAAAAUAUGAGGAAGUUGAAUGAACCGUGAACUGUGGCUUAACUGCACACAAUCCUAGCGUCUGUGUUAGCAGAGUCCCACGAGGGAUAUCAGGGGAAUGCAAUGAAGUCUGGGUUUUAAUUUCCUGUCAUGCCUGUUUAUUUUAAAUUCCCUGUGCCUCUGAAAAACAAAACCCACACACUGAGGUGUUUGUUCUGUGAACAGCAAGCAAUCAAAAAAAAAAAAAGUAUUUCAACUGUAAUUUACCGUUUUAAACAAAUAUUGCAAAUGUACAUACAAUUAUUGGAAAUGAGUUUAUGUAGUAUAUACACUAAAAUUAUAUAAUUAGUUAUAACUACUGUGGACUAUUUAAGAAUUUUAAAGAAACCCUUUCAGCUAAUAAACCUGCCAGCUUAUUUCUUUCUGAAGCCAGUCUUCAGGAAACUGACCCAUGGAAGAAUUAUCCUGACUUGUCUAAAUUCCCUAUCACAGCAUUUCAAGAGCUCCCUACUCAAUUCAGGGGACUGAAAGUUUAACUUGAAGAUAUAUAACAAUACUCAAAUUGUUAGCAUCUGCUUUUCAAUGCCAUCCUGCUUAACUAUAAGAGAAAGUGAGGUCUGUAAGCGAGUGUGCACACACACACACACACACACACACACACACACACACACACAUACACACUUGUGCUCAGGAAGAGGGGGGCAGAUGAUUGAUAUACAGAGAAAAACGAGCUCUUUGUUGUUUAAUUAUCAGGGAGCAAAUCGUUAACAAUUACAACAGGCCGUAAGACUUGCUGGGUAUAUUCCACAUAACAGGAUCAAACUUCUAAACACAGGCCUGUAGAGGAUAGUGAUAUCUGUAUAUGGAGGAUUCUACUGAUCUUCCCAUCCUUUCUAUGUUUCAGUCUACAGCCUCUGCACCUUUACCCCAUAAUCUCUACUUCCCAUGAACAUCAAAGGUGUUUAUCUGUACAUCUCCUGGCACUCAUCACUCUGUAUUGCUGCAUAAUAUGCAUGACUCUGCAAGAGCCCAAUGGCAUGCUCUGCUGUAUCCCACAAAGGAGUGUGCCGAGACAGGUCUGUUGAUGAAUAAAGGAAACAAGUAUUUGGGAAGGAUAGAUGCAUCUGAAGAUUAUCUUUGCAGAAACUAUACUGUCCUGAUGACUAGUAUCUCGAUUUCUCCUCUCACAGAAAAAUCCCAAAUUACUUUCCAGGUCUGAACACAUUAACCUCUAAAACAAAAUUUCCACAGCAGCAGAGACUGUGUCCAUCUUUUUCUGAGCUGCAUGUGUGUUAGAGGCGUGCUUAGCACAGGGAGGCACUUAACAGGUGCACAGAACAAAAUCCUUUCUCCAGUUGUUACCUUUCAGUUAAGGAAAGGAUGCUCACAGUUCUAAAGCAGGCUUUGGCUUUACCACUUCAUUAAUAAUUAAAAAAUCAUGCAUUUUGCACAAAAUUAUUAGUUUACCUAAACUAAACAGAAUUAAAAGAAAUGUAUUCUCUGUGAAAGCAUGGGGCUUUGAUAUUUAGUCUCCUCUUUCUUGGAAGUUAAGAAUGUGAACUAACGUACCUUUUAAUAUGUUUAAAUUCAAGGGCAGACAUACAAUGACUUGAACACUUAUGAACUUUAGAUUCAGGUGGGUUCUUGGGAGCCAGAAAUAAGCCAAACAAAUUCAUUCAUUUCCUCCUGGUGCACUCCAAGUAAAUUAGGUGGAUUUACUGCCCUUCAAAUGCUGAAAUUUCCUCUCUGUUAUCUUGGGCAGUUUACUUAACUCAGAUAUUGUCAAUCUAAUGUCUACCAUGUAAAAACAUAAAAAGGUAAACAAACAAGCAAAUGCUUUGACUCAACACCAAUGCUCACCUAACGUCUCUGAACCAAAGGACCAGGCAUUCUAACUUGAAGCCAGAGUUGAAAGCCACUGAACAACCUCCCACACCCUCAAUUUCCCUAUUUUUGUAAUGGGGAGACUAAGACCUUAGUGGUAUACUGUCAUCAAAAAAGAAACAGCCGGGCGGUGGUGGCGCACGCCUUUAAUCCCAGCACUCGGGAGGCAGAGCCAGGCGGAUCUCUGUGAGUUCGAGGCCAGCCUGGACUACCAAGUGAGUUCCAGGAAAGGCGCAAAGCUACACAGAGAAACCCUGUCUCGAA